Molecule: messenger RNA, 2149 nt
Organism: Megalopta genalis
Lineage: Eukaryota; Metazoa; Arthropoda; Insecta; Hymenoptera; Halictidae
Gene: Calr
Product: calreticulin
Biological process (GO): ERAD pathway; protein folding
Cellular component (GO): endoplasmic reticulum; endoplasmic reticulum membrane
Molecular function (GO): calcium ion binding
Source: RefSeq, a predicted model, not a curated record
AGGCAUUAUCGGCUAGUUCAUUGUGGAGACAAGAUCAUCGUCGUGCGGACUCUCGUCGUCCCGGCGUCUCAAAAUGCAGUCCUUCUGCUCGUUUCUGCUGCUGCUUGCGGUCACGCUCGCCACCGCGGAGGUCUACUUCGAGGAGAAGUUUCUCGACGAUUCGUGGGAGAAGAAUUGGGUUUACUCUGAGCACCCUGGUAAAGAGUUUGGAAAGUUCGUUUUAAGUCAUGGCAAGUUCUGGAACGAUCCAGAGAAUGAUAAAGGUAUCCAAACAUCUCAGGAUGCCAGAUUCUAUGCUAUCAGUAGGAAGUUCGAUCCAUUCAGCAACAAGGACAAGCCCCUUGUGGUCCAGUUCAGUGUGAAGCAUGAACAGAACAUUGACUGCGGCGGCGGAUACGUCAAAGUAUUCGACUGCUCGUUGGAACAGAAAGACAUGCACGGAGAGAGUCCAUACCAAAUUAUGUUCGGACCCGACAUCUGCGGACCCGGAACAAAGAAGGUCCACGUGAUCUUCAGCUACAAAGGCAAGAACUUGUUGAUCAACAAAGACAUCCGCUGCAAGGACGAUGUCUACACUCAUCUGUACACUCUGAUCGUCAAGCCCGAUAACACGUAUCAGGUUCUCAUCGACAACGAAGAAGUUGAGUCUGGCGAGUUGGAGGCAGACUGGGACUUCCUGCCGCCCAAGAAGAUCAAGGAUCCAUCCAAGAGCAAGCCCAAGGACUGGGACGACAGGCCCACUAUUCCUGACCCUGAUGACCAGAAGCCUGACGACUGGGAUCAACCAGAACACAUUCCUGACCCUGAGGCCACCAAACCUGAAGACUGGGAUGAUGAGAUGGAUGGAGAGUGGGAGGCUUCUCUGAUCAACAACCCCGAGUACAAGGGCGCCUGGAAACCGAAACAAAUCGAUAACCCUAACUACAAGGGACCGUGGAUCCACCCGGAAAUGGACAACCCUGCCUACACCCCUGAUCCGGAACUGUACAAGAGGGACGAGAUCUGCGCCCUUGGUUUCGACCUCUGGCAGGUGAGGUCUGGAACCAUCUUCGACAACGUUCUCAUCACGGACGACCCUGAUGUCGCUCGCAAGUUCGGCGAGGAAGUUUGGAAGCCCACUAUCGAGGGUGAAAAGAAGAUGAAGGAAGCUCAGGAUGCGGAAGAUUUGAAACAGAGAGAAAAGGAAGUGAAGGAGAGCGAGGAGAACAAGGAUGACGAUGAGGACGAGGACGCCGAUGAGGAGGAUAAUAGCGUCCCAGACGUGGAAGAGCAUGACGAAUUGUAAACGAAUUUGUCGUGAACGACACGAACACAGACUGUAUUCCAGGAGCUGUGUGGCCGCGACACGCACCAACAUUUUCCAAACGUGUAAACGUCACAAUAAGAAGAAAGAUCAUUUCUAUGAAUUGGGAGGAAUGAAUUAACUCGUGCAAGUUGGUGGACAAAUUUUUCAACAGUGAAAGGCAAUCCCUUCUCUCGCCACCCCUGUAACGAUAUUUUAGUCUAACCAUGGCCUUGUCUUUGCAGCCUAAACUGAGAAAAAGCAAAAGAAAACACUUUUCGUACCCUAGGCUUGAAUCUUCAGUACCGCGUGUUUAUUACGAUGCGUACUUAAAGCAGUGAGACAAAAAUCGUCAGAGUGUAACCUCGCGUUUGAUGCGUUACCGAAGGUACGCUGCAAUAUCGGAAAUAUUCGUCUACCCCUCCCCCGCUAUAUAUAAAUAUAUAUAUAAUAUAUACAUACAUAUAUAAUAUAUAUGUAUUAUAUUAAAAAGAAAGAAAAGAAAUAGAGUCAUCUUGCCCCAACCGUGUCCCCCCAUGGCACAGCUCCACAAAAGACUCUAAGUUGUUCCGUUUUUGUUUGUCAAGUGUUUUUAUAUACAAUAAAAAAAAAAGAAUAAUUGAGAUGUAAUUUAAACGACGCUGUAUUAUAUAUAUAUAUAUUAUAUAUUACUUCAAUUUCCGUACAGUGUACGCGUAUUAAGAAAAGAAAAGAAGUUCGCUCCAGUUUAAAAGAUUAAAAAAAUGUGGUAACAGUGUGACUGAGAGAGAUGUGUGCGGACCGAGUGAUUCAGAAAAAUAAUUGGUAUGAUACAUGUAUCGAAAGCAACCAAUAAACAAUGUAAUAAAUAAGACUUUUCUAGACGUG